Pteronotus mesoamericanus is the source of this 1704-nucleotide messenger RNA. RefSeq names its product translation machinery associated 16 homolog (gene TMA16). The coding region runs from base 155 to 766 and encodes 203 amino acids. The transcript has 7 exons. Lineage: Eukaryota; Metazoa; Chordata; Mammalia; Chiroptera; Mormoopidae. Gene Ontology annotation, cellular component: nucleus. The record is from RefSeq and is a predicted model, not a curated record.
ACUCGCCCCUCCUUUUCCUGUCCGGUCCGCCUUAGGUUUCUGCGGCUCCACGUGUUUGGGCCGGGGUCCUGCUGUCAGCUGCUGGUGCUGCAGUAGGUGAAGUUGCCCAGGUGUGGAGUGCAGAUGCUCCGGCCGGGGCUGCGAGGACGUCACCAUGCCUAAAGCACUAAAGGGAAAAAAUGUAGGACGGGAAAAAAAAGUCAUCCAUCCGUAUAGUAGAAAAGCAGCUCAAAUCACGAGGGAGGCCCACAAACAAGAAAAAAAGGAGAAGUUGAAGAAUGAGAAAGCAUUGCGUCUUAAUCUUAUUGGUGAAAAAUUGCAGUGGUUUCAAAAUCAUCUUGAUCCCAAAAAAGCAGGCUAUUCAAAGAAAGAUGCUUGUGAAUUAAUUGAAAGGUAUUUAAACCGAUUCAGCAGUGAGCUGGAGCAGAUUGAAUUACAUAACAGCAUCAAAGACAGGCAGGGCAGGCGGCACUUUUCCCGGGAGACAGUCAUCAGACAGACGAUGGAGCGUGAGCGGCAGCAGUAUGAAGGAUAUGGCCUCGAGAUUCCAGAUAUUGUAAAUGCAGGUAAUCUGAAAACUUUUAGGGAAUGGGAUCUUGACCUGAAGAAAUUGCCAAACAUUAAAAUGAGAAAAAUGUGUGCCAAUGAUGCAGUUCCCAAGAAGCGCAAGAAGGAAACUGGUACAGCUGUGGACAAAGACUUAGGGGAAUUGGAACUAAAUGAUGAAUCAAGUGACUCCGAUGAGGAAAUGACUGCGGUGGCCUAAUUGUUCUUUACUUGAGUUGAAAAUAAAUAAUUUGAGAACCUCAAGUCACACUUGAAUUGAUUAUGGUAAAUAAUUGCCUAGGUACAAGGAUUUGCUAUUUAGCCCCUCUUACAAGAUGAGAAUCCCACUCGCAGUUUUAAAAACUAUUAUUUUUAUUUAAAAGUGAAUGUUAUUUACAUUAAGUUGCUAAAAUAUAGUGAAAUAAAAUAAAAUAGUAAUCUUUGAGAACUGCUUUAUCUAAAUAUCUGGGGCUGGAAGGAGCAAUAUAAAUAAGGACAAAAAAUGCUUUACUUCUUUUCCUCAUGUUUACUUAGGAUCUCCUAAUCUCACAUUUUGGGGCUUGGACAGCAACCUGUUUUCUAAGAGGGUCUGUGGGUACUUCUUAAGCAGUGAUAAUAACAAAAUUGCCUUUCAGUAACAAUAUUUCAGUAAUCGUCCUCCUAAACAUUAAGCCUAUUUUCUUUCCUUAUAAAAUAGGGAAAUUUUGAUAUGGAAAUCAUAUAUACUGAUGGAUUAUACAUUAUUUUUAUUUAUUAUCUUUGAGUUAGAGUUAAGUGGUAAAAAAAAAAUGCAGGGACAAUUCUUGUUUUGUUAGUCUCCCACACGUAAUCAGCUAUCUUUUGUUAAAGGGAUAACUCUUUUUGUUUGUGUAUUAUUUUCUGCUUUCUCAUUGUGAAAAGUGAUAGGUUUUAUUUGUGGAAACAGACCUAAAGAUUAGAGCAUCAGUUUUUCUGACUGUGUGGUUUUUUUUCUUCUAAAAGAUAGGUUAAAUGGCAUCUACUAUAAUUCAUAAUUCUAAAAAUCAUGAAUAUCAUGGAUACUGUAGAAUGUUGUUCUUCAUAGAACUUGUGUGCAAAUAUCCUUUAAUCUAUUUCUAAAGGAUGUAAUGCAAGUCUUUUUCAAGAAAAAAAAUAAAAUUUAAUGCUGUAUGAGGUUAA